AUGGACCCCAACACCCCCGUCGACCCUAAUAACAUUCUGAGCGCCAAAGGCCUCGUCGUCGCCAUCACCGGCGGCGGAAGCGGCAUCGGCCUCGCAAUGGCCUCGGCCAUCGCCAAAACCGGCGCCAAGCGCGUCUACCUCCUCGGCCGCCGCGCCGACGUCCUCUCCUCCGCAGCCCAAACCCUCAACUCGUCGCCCUCCGUCGCCGACGGCACCGUCAUCCCGCUCCCGACAGACAUCAACUCGCCCGCGUCCGUCGCCGCCGCCGCGCAGCACGUCGAGCGCGACGCCGGCUACCUCGACGUCCUGAUCAACAACGCCGGCAAGAUCGGCCCGCCGAACAAGCCGGCGCUCGAAGCGCAGACGGUGGAAGAGCUGCAGCAGAUCCUGCUGACCGGCUUCGACGAGAGCGACCCGGACUGGGUCGACACGCUGCGCACGAAUACCGCGAGCGUGGCGCUGGUCAGCGCGACCUUUUUGCACCUGCUUGAUCGGGGGAAUGCGCGGCGCGGGUGGCAGGCUGGUCGCGUGGCGGCGGGGGAGACGAGGAGGCGGGAGUGGAGGAAAGAGGUGCAUGGCGAGAAGGAAGGGGUAGACGAGGGGGACCUGAGGCUCGCGCAGAUCGUGACGGUGGCGAGUAUUGCGGGUUUCAAUAGGCAUGUUACGUCUGGCGUGGCCUAUAGCGCGAGUAAGGCGGCGGCGGUGCAUGUGGGGAAGGUGCUGUCGACGCUGUUGGUGCCGUGGGGGAUUAGGAGUAAUGUCAUUGCGCCGGGUGUGUAUCCGAGCGCCAUGACGGGCGAGUAUGAUCAGGAGUAUCCGGUCAGCCAGGUCCCGGCGGGGAGGAAGGGGUCGUUUGACGAUAUUGCGGGCUUGAUCCUCUACAUGGUGGGUAAGGGCGGGUCCUACCUGAACGGCGCUGUGCAGGUUACGGAUGGUGGGCGGUUGAGCGGGUUCCCGUCGACUUAUUAG
Lasiodiplodia theobromae is the source of this 969-nucleotide messenger RNA. Its product is annotated as Short-chain dehydrogenase/reductase SDR. The transcript is spliced from 3 exons. The coding region runs from base 1 to 969 and encodes 322 amino acids. NCBI's taxonomy places the organism in Eukaryota, Fungi, Ascomycota, Dothideomycetes, Botryosphaeriales, Botryosphaeriaceae. Gene Ontology annotation, molecular function: oxidoreductase activity. The record is from RefSeq and is a predicted model, not a curated record.